UCAAUAAGAAAAACGUUCCAAUUAGCAUUACAGCUUUGUCCACUACUCUUCAAUUUUAUCUACUUUCUCUUUCAAUAUGGCAAAACUGUCAGAUCCUCUUGUGGUGGGGAGAGUCAUUGGAGAUGUUAUUGAUUCUUUCACCCAUUCAGUCAAAAUGACUGUCACUUACAACUCCAACAAGCAGGUUUACAAUGGUCAUGAGUUUUUCCCUUCCUCGGUUACCCACAAACCCAAGGUUGAAGUCCAUGGAGGUGACAUGAGAUGUUUCUUCACUCUGGUGAUGACUGACCCUGAUGUUCCUGGUCCGAGUGAUCCAUACCUGAGAGAGCACUUGCACUGGGUUGUGACAGACAUUCCAGGCACCACAGAUGCUACAUUUGGGAAGGAAGUAGUGAACUACGAGAUGCCAAGGCCAAACAUAGGGAUCCACAGGUUUGUGUUCCUGCUGUUCAAGCAGAAGAGGAGGGAGACUUUGAUGAGCAUUCCAGUGACGAGGGAUCGAUUCUGCACCAGGAAGUUUGCAGAGGAAAACGAUCUGGAUCUUCCUGUGGCUGCUGUUUACUUCAACGCUCAAAGGGAAACCGCAGCUAGAAGACGCUAAGGUAAAGAGAGUUCUGAUGAGGCUAAUCAAGCCUGCCGUGCUCUUGGUCCGCAGUACACUGGGGACCAUAUAUAUCUGAAAAUUAACGUAUUAAGUAGUCUGUGUGCAUGUACGAUAUGGUUGGAGUUUAAAGUUGAGUAAUGUUUACCUAUAAUAAAUCCUGGUUGGAGAUUUGAGUGCCUUUGACAGGAAAAAUAACCUAUGGUCCAAGGUAUUUGGUGUGCUUCUUGUUACCCUGUUGUUUGGGUAUUAGUAUCCGUACUUUACAUGGACAUGCUACUUUGUAAUAAUAGAUUGCUACAUUAAUAGAAAUGAAAUGUUUUA
Molecule: messenger RNA, 925 nt
Organism: Rubroshorea leprosula
Lineage: Eukaryota; Viridiplantae; Streptophyta; Magnoliopsida; Malvales; Dipterocarpaceae
Source: the annotation of a GenBank genome assembly